GAUAAAAGCGAAUAACGGAGUGUUUAUUUACAUUUUUUGAAUCUGAAUUUGAACUAACAAAUUAAAAUUAAAAUGAAUUUUUCACCUGGUACAGUGCAAAUAUUACAAUUCAUUCAAAAUGAUUGGAAGUUAAUAUUGAUUUUAACUCUUCUAAUAUUUAUUUACUACUACUACACAAAUACAUUUGAUUAUUUUGAGAAAAGAGGUGUCCCGUUUAAGAAACCUAUUAUUUUUCUUGGAAAUCUUGGACCGCGUUUGAAAGCCGUAAAGUCGUUUCACCAAUACCAAUUGGAUAUCUACCAAUAUUUCAAAGGUCAUCCAUACGGCGGUACCUUUGAUGGAAGACGUCCAGUUCUACAUAUUUUAGAUCCUGAGCUUAUUAAAGCUAUAAUGAUCCGGGAUUUUGAUCAUUUUACUGACCGUAACACUUUGAACAGUAUGGAACCACGAUAUCUGAGUCGGUCUUUGCUAAAUUUAAAGGGCUUAGAAUGGAAAGGCGUUCGCAGCACAUUAACACCUGCCUUCAGCUCAUCACGCUUAAAAAAUAUGAUUCCACUCAUACAACAGUGUUCUAAGCAGAUGGUCGAAUUUCUCAAGAAAUUUGAUGGGAAAGAAAUUGAAAUGAAACAAACAAUGGGUCAUUUCACAUUAGAAGUUAUCGGUGCUUGCGCAUUUGGUAUUAAAUGCGACGCUUUGAGUAAUGAGAAUUCACGAUUUGUCAAAGUCGCAGAAAAGUUCGACUACAUGCCCAAAUACAAACGAGUUAUAUUACUCAUGUUAUUAGUAUUUAUGCCUAAAAUGAUCAGAUACCUCCGGCUAUCGUUUCUGAAUAUUGAAUAUACCGGAGAAUUAGUGAGAAUGCUACAAGCAGCCAAAGCUGAAAGACGAUCUUCAGAGUCAAAGAAAGGAGACUUCUUACAGAUUCUUAUUGAUUUCGCUGCAAAAGAAACUGCGCAAAACGAUACAGCUAAACGGGAAAUACUUCUGGACGAUGAUACGAUCGAUGCACAGAGCCUGCUAUUCCUGAUAGCUGGAUACGAGACCUCCAGUACUCUUCUAUCGUUCGCUAUCCACGUACUGGCCACUAAACCUGAUUUGCAAGAGACCCUGCGUGCUCAUGUUCAAGAAAUGACAAAGGGAAAAGAAAUGAGUUAUGAAUUGUUGGCGCAGAUGGAUUAUCUAGAAGCAUUCCUUCAAGAAACUCUCCGCAUAUAUCCGCCAGUGGCUCGAGUGGAUCGUAUCUGUACGAAGCCAUACAUAAUUCCAGGAACGACAGUACAUGUAGGUGUCGGCGAUGCUGUAGCCAUCCCCGUGUACGGACUACACAUGGACGAGGAUAUAUAUCCUGAAGCAAGAGAAUUCAAACCGGAACGAUUCAUGGACGAUCAGAAAAAAGAUAGGCCUUCACAUCUGUACCUGCCUUUUGGUGCAGGACCUAGAAACUGUAUAGGCUUAAGAUUCGCCAUGAUAUCCGCGAAAAUAGCAAUGGUCGCAUUAAUGAAAAAUUUCAAAUUUUCUGUGUGUUCAAAAACAAUGGAUCCCAUUGAUUUCGAUAAGAGAGCUGUUUUGCUGAAAUCAGCCAAAGGAUUGUGGGUUCGUAUUGAAUUAAUUGAUCUUUCCUAAUUACGACACGAAUGGAAUUGUGGUGUAGGUUAAUGAUAGAUAACAAACACGGGGUAAAACAAGGUUUAGAAUAAAAAUACCAGUAUUCCUAUUAAUUACGAGUAUCAUGUAAUAUGUAAUUGUGAUAAUAUAAACUUGCCAUUUUAAUACGAAUGUAACAAAAGAGAUUGUGAUAAAGAACAAACUAUAUAAGUAAUUUAUUUUCUCACUGUAUUAAUAAUAGGAAAUCUAUAAUUCUUACAAUAUAAGAAUUUUUAUUUUGUACAAUUAUAGGAUUAAGUAGAGGGAUUUAUUUCAAAUGUUUGAACGGUGAUAUUAUAUUGUUUAUUACUUUGUUUAUUAUCCUUAACGUUGAAAUUGACUUAAUGGGUUUUUAAUGAAACCGUGACGUUUAGGCAAGUACCAUAUUGUAUUUAGCCAUACGGGUGACGUCAUCACAUUUAUUUCCUUCAAAAUAAAUAUAAAUAGACGAUUUAAAAAGAUUUUCAUGUGAUAAAAAAUAUACAUUUAUAUAAUUUCCAUUUUGAAAUGUUAAUUAGUGCUCGUAAAAUUAAAUUAUAUCCCUAUUGGAUAUAUUAAUAAAUAUAUACUCGAUGUUUACUGAUGACUAUAGGCAUAAAAAAAUAAUAUAAUUAUUAACUAUGAGAUUUCGUUAACAAUUUAGAAAUAUGUAUGUAUUAAAAUAAAUUUGUUUCAUUUUUAUCUCUUUUAUAAUGUUAAAUGUUGGAAAAGGUUAAUGUUAUUAAAUAAUAAAAGACGUGGUCACUUCUCAAA
Bombyx mori (domestic silkworm) is the source of this 2397-nucleotide messenger RNA. RefSeq names its product cytochrome P450 9e2-like (gene CYP354A1). Gene Ontology annotation, molecular function: monooxygenase activity; oxidoreductase activity, acting on paired donors, with incorporation or reduction of molecular oxygen; heme binding. The record is from RefSeq and is marked provisional. NCBI's taxonomy places the organism in Eukaryota, Metazoa, Arthropoda, Insecta, Lepidoptera, Bombycidae.